GAAUCUGCGCUGCUUCCAUUGCGCAAGUCUCCCAGCCAUCCAUCGCCCAUGGAGGGGCAACCGUCGGACUAGAGGCAGCUUUAUAAGGUACGGCGGUGACUAGGCACCUGUGCCCCACCCAACGGUUAAAAGUGCGAUUCUAGGUUCGGAGAGGGGUAAACCCAGUGCUGUGUUACAGACCAGCAAGUUAGGCUCCGAGUUCAAAUUUUCUAACCAUCUAACCAACGUCACAUUGUGCCUUACUUUGUCUUUCCAUACUCGGGGCUGCAGACCUCACUUACAGGUUUAUUUUCAAGUGUGCCCUCAAAAGGAACAUUCAGCGUUCAGAAGUAUUGAAUUGAUUUGCCUCUCUCGGAUUAAAACGAAUCAUGACUUUACAGGCAAUCAGAUAUAAUGAUGGCGAUUUGUCUAUUAUAGAUCAGUUGCAGCUUCCAUAUGUUGAACGUUACAUAACGGUACAAUCGAGUGAGGAAGCAUGGCACGCAAUAAAAGAUAUGCGAGUAAGAGGGGCACCCGCUAUUGCCAUUGUAGCGGCCCUCGCUCUUGCAUCCGAGCUUCAUAGGCUCAUGGCAUGCAAUAACAUACCUUCGGAAGCCCCAGAGGUUCAAGCCUUUAUUGCGAAAAAGCUCGAUUAUCUCGUGAGCAGCAGGCCCACAGCAGUGAAUCUUGCCGAUGCUGCUCGGAAACUCAGGGCCGUGGCGAGUGAUCAUACACAAAGGCCUGGAUCGACCGGGCGCAGCGUCGCUACUGCUCUGAUACAAGCAGCAGAGGAAAUGCUGAAGAAGGAUAUCGAGGACAAUAAAAACAUAGGAAAGCAUGGUGCCCAAUGGAUCAUGGCCAAUGCCGCGGGUAAGCCGAAGGCUACUGUUCUCACUCAUUGCAAUACGGGCUCCCUUGCAACAUCAGGAUACGGCACUGCGCUCGGGGUUAUCCGCGCCCUUGCGUCUGCAGACAAUUUGAACCAUGCUUACUGCACCGAGACACGACCCUACAAUCAAGGAUCUCGGUUGACUGCGUUCGAAUUGGUCCACGACCGUCUCCCCGCCACCCUCAUAACAGACUCCAUGGCCGCUGCUCUACUUGCGAAGUCUGGUUCUAAGGUAGAUGCCAUCGUAGUGGGGGCGGAUAGGGUGGCUGCUAACGGAGAUACGGCGAAUAAAAUUGGUACUUAUGGCCUCGCUGUGCUUGCAAGGUAUCACGGUGUAAAGUUCCUCGUCGCUGCACCGCUUACUACAAUUGAUCUGGCCACCCCAUCCGGGAAUGAAAUCAUAAUCGAGGAACGUGCGGCCUCCGAGGUCACAAAUGUCAGAGGGCCGCGUGCCAGCAAUUCUACCAAUGGGAUUGAACUAGAAACUGUGCGCAUAGCCGCCGAUGGCAUCGAUGUCUGGAACCCGGCCUUUGAUGUCACACCGUCCACACUUAUUGACGGUAUCAUUACAGAGAGGGGCGUGGUCGAGAAGGACGCCAGUGGACAAUUUCACUUGGAGGACUUGUUUCGCAACUCAUCUUCAACAUGAGCAGGCGUCGAUGUCACCUCUUCUUGAUUAUAGCAUUGCCCGCUCAUCUGUUCGGUUCCUGGGCGCUUUUCAAACGCAUUCAGUAAAUCCUCUAUUUUGUUUUCCAGGGUGUCCAAAUGAUUUUCCAGCGCUAGAGCUGUCAUUUCGCCACUGGGAACAGUCCGUUAGAUGAGGACAAGAAUUGAUUGUCUUGCACGCAUACCUUGUAAUAUCUUUGAAAGCCUGUUGCUAGCGAUUAGCAUCUUCGUGUUGAAUGUAGCAAUACUUUAAGGGCGCUCUCGGGCAUAUGUAUCCACUGAAGUACGAUUCCUGAUUAUGCUUAAAAUCAACUUACUUGGGCGAUGGUAUCAUUCUGUUGGUCACUAGACGGCAUGGCUGCUGUACGGGUACUUAGUUGGUGGGUG
Aspergillus welwitschiae is the source of this 1921-nucleotide messenger RNA. Its product is annotated as S-methyl-5-thioribose-1-phosphate isomerase. The record is from RefSeq and is a predicted model, not a curated record. Lineage: Eukaryota; Fungi; Ascomycota; Eurotiomycetes; Eurotiales; Aspergillaceae. The coding region runs from base 369 to 1517 and encodes 382 amino acids. Gene Ontology annotation, molecular function: S-methyl-5-thioribose-1-phosphate isomerase activity. The transcript is spliced from 2 exons.